This is a messenger RNA of Xenopus tropicalis (tropical clawed frog), 2965 nucleotides long. RefSeq names its product synapsin II (gene syn2). The coding region runs from base 353 to 2701 and encodes 782 amino acids. NCBI's taxonomy places the organism in Eukaryota, Metazoa, Chordata, Amphibia, Anura, Pipidae. The record is from RefSeq and is a predicted model, not a curated record. Gene Ontology annotation, biological process: neurotransmitter secretion. Gene Ontology annotation, molecular function: ATP binding. Gene Ontology annotation, cellular component: synaptic vesicle; synapse. The transcript has 13 exons.
GCACAGAGAGGGGGGGGUAGGAGCAGAUGAGCCCCCGGGGGAGCAGCCAUAGGAGAAGCCUCAGUCACAUCGGGAGAAGCGGCGGCUCAGGGAGGGAAGCGGGUCGGUGUCUCCCCGGGAAGGACCCUCAGUGCAGCGGUAUCAGUACCGCCCGGUACCGGGACUGGAGCCGCACUGCUAGGGCCCCUCACCCCAUUGGGCCGCGGUGCAUUCGGGCUGAUCCCGUAACGGAACCCCCGGACCCCGGGAAGCCGAACCGGCCUGUCGGGAAGCCCCGCAGCACCUUGGGGAACAGCCGGGCGGAUCCCCCCUCUCCCCGCACAGGCGGCCCCCCAGCCCCCCGGCCCCAGAGAUGCAGUUCCUGAAGCGGCGGCUGUCGGACAGCGGGUUCCUGGGCUCCCUGCCCAGCGGGUAUUUGUCAGAUUUGGGGCGCCCCGAACCCCCUCCCCAACCCGCCGGGCACAGCGUCUCCCAACCCUCCGGCUUCUUCAGCUCCAUCACCACCGCGGUGCGACAGAGUGCGGCCCAAGCCGGGCUGGGGGACCCCCCUACCGGGGCAUCGGGGAAGGUUCGGAACCUGCUGGUCAUUGGGGAACCGCACACCGACUGGUCCAAACACUUCCGUGGGAAGAAAGUGCAGGGAGAGUACGACAUCAAAGUGGAACAGGCGGAGUUCUCUGAUAUUAACCUGGUGGCACAUUCAGAUGGCAGUUACACCGUCGACCUCCUCGGCUCCCAGAAUGGGGCAAAAACCCUCAGGUCCUUCCGACCCGAUUUCGUGCUGGUUCGGCAGCAUUCCUUCAGUAUGGCAGAGAAUGAGGAUUUCCGGACCCUUAUUAUCGGAAUGCAAUACGCCGGAAUCCCCAGCAUUAACUCUUUAGAAUCCAUUUACAAUUUCUGCGACAAGCCAUGGGUGUUUUCUCUGCUGAUUUCUGCCUAUAAAAACCUGGGACCCGAGAAAUUCCCACUGAUUGAGCAAACGUUUUACCCCAACCACAAGGAAAUGCUGGCGAUGCCAACGUUUCCUGUUGUUGUGAAGAUCGGCCACGCGCAUGCCGGCAUGGGAAAGGUCAAGGUGGAGAACCACUAUGAUUUCCAAGACAUUGCCAGUGUUGUGGCUCUAACACAGACCUACGCCACCACGGAACCGUUCAUCGAUUCCAAAUAUGACAUCAGGAUUCAGAAGAUCGGAAAUAACUACAAAGCCUACAUGAGAACCUCCAUGUCUGGGAACUGGAAGACAAGUGCGGGUUCCGCCAUGUUGGAACAAGUUGCCAUGUCAGAAAGGUACAAACUGUGGGUGGAUUUGUGCUCUGAAAUCUUCGGGGGGCUGGACAUUUGCGCGGUGAAGGUCGUGCACGGGAAAGACGGGAAGGAUUAUAUUAUGGAGGUAAUGGACUGCACCAUGCCGGUCAUUGGGGACCAUCAGGCAGAAGACCGGCAGCUCAUUGCUGACUUGGUGGUGAAUAAGAUGAAUCAGAUUCGCUCCAAAUCUCCUGUGCCCUCUCCUCUGAGACCAACUGCAACUCAGCAACCUCAGAUGGGGACCCCGAGCGAGUCGGAGCCAAACAAAAUGGCGGCACAGCGCCCCCCACCCCAAGGGUGCACAGGGCGACCCCAAGAAAUGAUAUCAGAUGGGCAAAUGGCAGUUCGACCCACGGCCAAGCAAAGAGAGUGUGAGGAACCGAUUGUAAAGAACAUGCACCAUCCUAAAGGGAUCGCUCUUCAGCCUCCACCUGUACAGACCAAGCCUCUACCUGGUCAGAUCCAGCCUCCACCUGUACAGACCAAGCCUCUAUCUGCUCAGGUCCAGCCUCCACCUGUACAGGCCAAGCCUCUACCUGGUCAGAUCCAGCCUCCACCUGUACAGACCAAGCCUCUAUCUGCUCAGGUCCAGCCUCCACCUGUACAGACCAAGCCUCUACCUGCUCAGAUCCACCCUCCACCUGUACAGACAAAGCCUCAAUCUGUUCAGAUCCCGCCUCCACCUGUACAUACCAAGCCUCUACCUGCUCAGUUCCACCCACCACCUGUACAGACCAAGCCUCUAAAUGCUCAGAUCCAGCCUCCACCUGUACAGACCAAGCCUCUAAAUUCUCAGAUCCAGCCUCCACCUGUACAGACCAAGCCACUACCUGCUCAGUUCCAGCCUCCACCUGUACAGACCAAGCCUCUAAAUGCUAAGAUCCAGCCUCCACCUGUACAGACCAAGCCACUACCUGCUCAGUUCCAGCCUCCACCUGUACAGACCAAGCCUCUAAAUGCUCCAAUCCUGCCUCCACCUUUACAGACCAAGCCUCUAAAUGCUCAGAUCCUGCCUCCAUCUGUACAGACCAAGCCUCUAAAUUCUCAGAUCCUGCCUCCACCUGUACAGACCAAGCCUCUACCUGCUCAGUUCCAGCCUCCACCUGUACAGACCAAGCCUCUACCUGCUCAGUUCCAGCCUCCACCUGUACAGACCACGAUGGCACAUGGUGCCGCACAGCUCCCUGCUUUUGGACAGGAGGCUUCGGGUUCCGGGAGAGUAGUGUCAGACCCAGCACAAAGGGCUCACCCUCAGCUCAACAAGUCCCAGUCCCUGACCAAUGCCUUCAGCUUCCCCCAAGCUUCCUUCUUCCGCUCGGCCAGUAGUGACGCGGAGGCCAAGGCUGAGACCAUCAGGAACCUCAGGAAAUCCUUCGCCAGUCUCUUCUCUGAUUAAUGGGCAGAUCCAGUGGCUCCUGGAAGCACCAAUGCACCUACUGAUAAAGGAGGAGUUUGUGUCUAACGCUUUGGCCUUUCCUGACCAACCCACUAAUCCUUACUGAGCACUGGCGCCCCCCCCCAGUUACUGGUCAGCCAUGUGUAACUCAUGUGUAACUCACUCACAACUAUACACAGAAGUCAUCCUGAAGGAAUAUCCAGCUUGUAGCCCCUACUUUCCCCAUCUUGCCCUACUUUCCCCAUCUUGCCCUACUGUCUCCAU